Messenger RNA from Ceratitis capitata (Mediterranean fruit fly), 763 nucleotides. RefSeq names its product trypsin theta. The record is from RefSeq and is a predicted model, not a curated record. Gene Ontology annotation, biological process: proteolysis. Gene Ontology annotation, molecular function: serine-type endopeptidase activity. The transcript has a single exon. Bases 70 to 699 code for a protein of 209 amino acids. NCBI's taxonomy places the organism in Eukaryota, Metazoa, Arthropoda, Insecta, Diptera, Tephritidae.
CAACCCGAUAGAAGCACAGUUGACAGUUUCGCAACAUACAAAUCACAACUGAGAUAAAAGUACAACAAAAUGUUCUUCCAAUAUUUUUCCAGUGUUUUGCUCGCAUUCGCAGUACUCGCCUCACCCGCACAAGCGUAUGUCGUUACUGUACAAGGAUCCGAUGGAAACGUUAUCUGCAAUGGUGCUUUGAUCAAUAAGGAUACAGUUGUGACUGCAGCAACUUGUUUGGCUUUCUACGAUCCCGACCAAUUGGUGGUUGGAGUCGAGGAUCAAAUCGUCAAAAUUAAAUCGCACACUUUUGAUUCCAGUUUCGAUUUCGUAACUAUGGAAAAUGAUGUAGCUGUUCUGAAGUUGGCUCAAUCUGUAGAAGGAGAAUACAUAUCAUUGGCUAGCCAAGCACCAAACACCGGCGCAAGUGGUGUUGUAUCAAGCGUGAAUGGCACUCUUCCAGUAAGCAUCGUAGGUACAAGUGAUUGUGCAUCUGGCGACUAUUCAUGGAGUGAAGAUGAAGUUUUCUCUUCCAUGCUGUGCGGUUAUGCUAGCGACAACAAAUCUUGCGUUGGCCGUAAUGGAAGUCCAGUCGUGGUUAGCAACAAACUGGUUGGUUUAGUUUCCUGGGGUGGUUGUGGCAGCAAGAGCAAACCAGCCGUUUUCACCAACAUUGCAGCACUGUCAUCUUGGAUUUCACAAAACGAAUAAGCUUGAAUUUUCUUUUAAAAAAUUAUAAAUUUGCAUUAAAAAAUAAAAAUUUCAUAAAUUUGAA